Molecule: messenger RNA, 291 nt
Organism: Globicephala melas (long-finned pilot whale)
Lineage: Eukaryota; Metazoa; Chordata; Mammalia; Artiodactyla; Delphinidae
Gene: LYG1
Product: lysozyme g1
Biological process (GO): peptidoglycan catabolic process; defense response to Gram-positive bacterium
Cellular component (GO): extracellular region
Molecular function (GO): lysozyme activity
Source: RefSeq, a predicted model, not a curated record
AUGGAAAAGCUCACCGGUAAAGGACCCUGGCCUUCAUGCCCCACCUCCUGGAUGAGCAAGGCCCAGGUUUCCCAGAUGACUGAGGUCCUGACUGUUAGAAUCAAAGAAAUCCAGAGGACGUUUCCAACCUGGACCCCUGACCAGCACCUGAGAGCUUUGUGUAACCCAUGGGUUGGUUUCCCAGCGUGGAGUGGACUCUGUGACUACACCCGAAGCAGCCAGGACCUGAGCUGUGACUUCUGCAAUGGUGUCCUUGCACGAGCCAAAUACUUCAGAAGACAGGGCUUCUAA